AUGAACACACAAACUGUGUGCAAGAAACUCUGUUUAUGGUAUGCCUACGCGUCAAUUGGUAUUCUGACUGUACUCUGCAUCGCUGAGCGCUCUCGUGUUCGGCACAAUUUUAUUUCGGAAGUCCCAGAUUUUACAUGGAGUUACAAACCCGAGGGAUCUAAAGGACCAGCAAGCUGGGGCUUAGAGCGAGUCGACAAGAGGGUUGAUGCUGACUGGUCUCUAUGCCGAUACGGAAAGAGGCAAUCUCCAAUUGACAUUCAGACGAAUAGCCUAAUAUUCGACCAUUCUUUGGAGGCCAUCGCCAUCUCAGGGAAAGAUAACCAACUAGAUCUGAUAGUAGAAAAUAUUGGCCAAGACAUUCAGCUAUCAAUCCUAUCAGACGACGUCAUUUUGACAGGCGGACCAGUUUCCUACUCCUAUCAUGUAUUUUCAAUUCGGAUCAAAUUUGGUUCCGUAUCAACUAGAGGUUCAGAUCACCGCAUCGACGGCAUCGCACUACCCGGUGAGCUUCAGAUAUAUGCUUUUAACAGCGAAUUAUAUCAGACCUACACGCAAGCGGCCACCAGGCCACACGGUCUUGCUGCAAUAAGCGUAUUCUUCAAAUUGGGCAAUAUAACAAACAAAGAUUUGCUGGGUAUCGUAGCGGCCGCAGAGAAAACAGUUUUUCGUGGUCAGAGGUUUCACCUAAAAGGGAUUGAACUCCACUCUCUUCUGUCGUCCACUUUGGAAUAUAUGACCUACGACGGAUCACUUCCAUUUCCAGGCUGUCAUGAGACUGUUACAUGGAUUAUUUUAAAUCACCCCAUAUCUAUCUCAGAGACAGAGCUAAAAACCCUCAGGCGCAUUCAGGUCAACCAAACCUUGUGGUCCGGUGCAAUGGCAGACAACUUCAGGCCAGUCCAGCCAAUCAACAACCGUUCGGUAAGGACCAAUAUCAAUUUCGACAGUUUGGACCAGCACUGUACCGUUAAGAAGCAGGCAUCGUACUCUAUAAACAUGCCAAAAGUCACGGGAUAUAAUGAGAAACGUCAACCGGGCCUACCGUGAAGAAAUGGUGAAAGAAAUUCUCCAAGAAAACUUCAAGGAAUGUGAACUCUGUUAUUCCAUCUCGCUUAUCAUUGACUGUUCACUUAUGCUAAACCAGGUUGACAGAACUAGGUGGAAUGUUGGCAACGUCGACUGACUAUCAUAUUUCCUGCACUGGAGUCGGUGUGUUAAUAGUUCUACCAAUUUCCAUACACCACAGCCGAGUGAAAGUUGGUUUACAGCAUGUAACAAAGUAGAACUGUACACCGGUACAUUAAAACACUGUUUUAAAUCCCAUCUUUUUUUCAGCUUAUGGUAUUGCAACUACCUAUAGCUAGUUGAACACCCGAUCCGUUUCAUC
Molecule: messenger RNA, 1387 nt
Organism: Dicrocoelium dendriticum
Lineage: Eukaryota; Metazoa; Platyhelminthes; Trematoda; Plagiorchiida; Dicrocoeliidae
Source: the annotation of a GenBank genome assembly